Lutzomyia longipalpis is the source of this 5159-nucleotide messenger RNA. RefSeq names its product protein javelin. The record is from RefSeq and is a predicted model, not a curated record. The transcript is spliced from 6 exons. The coding region runs from base 2307 to 4730 and encodes 807 amino acids. NCBI's taxonomy places the organism in Eukaryota, Metazoa, Arthropoda, Insecta, Diptera, Psychodidae.
CAUGGAGCAUUUGUGAUAAGAAGAAAAUAAGAACUCGCGCUUUAUCUUUCAUUUUCUCCACUAUCUCUUGUUCUAGAAUUGGCGAGGGGCAUUUUAACUACGUGGAUCGUGUACGACUGCGAGAGCCUCAUAGUUUCAGUGGACCAGGCAGAGGAUCCGGGUGGCGGCAGAGAUCUUUCUCGAGUAUCGAUCUCUCCACCAGUAGUGGACGAUCUCGUGACUACGGUGGUUUCUACGAUCUCUACACACGCGUAGAUACUGGUCGUGAUUACGAGGAUUUCUAUGCUGUCAAUCAUAAAGCAAGAAAGGGAGAUUCAAUUUACGAUCACGUGGAUCCACUUUUCAAUGCUGGUGGAGUUGAAGCGUGCAGCUUGAGACGUACACGAAGUUUGGCUGUAAUCAGGGAGGAAACAUUUAAUGAUUUGCAAAUAAGUGGCGUCCGAACGAGACGUUCCCAAUUAAUUCCACGAGCUAAACUUGUGGAUAGGAAUUUCUUUCAAGAGAGGUACAAAGCCAAAAAGGAGGAAGACGACGCUGCUAGUGCAAAAACUCACACCUCCCAGGAGUCUGAUGAAUUUUAUGCGAAUCUAAAACGUCUGGACGCCUCAACGCAACCUGCAUCGAGUACGUGGCAGAAUGAGAAGAGUGAUCUGGACAGUUUAGAUUCGAGCUACUUCAAGAAUUCCUCCCAUCAAGCAUCCUUGGAGCUGAAUCGUGAUCAAUGUGGCGAUGGGAAGCACGUAGAAGCUGAAAUUGAUAUUCAUUGUGCUGAUUCACGAAUCCUCGCUGAUACAACAACAUCCAAUUCCGAUAGUGUUGACCACUGCCCGGAAGUUGGUGAGAAGACAUCCCUGCCAGAAAUUCAACUUCUCGAUGAGAUUCUUCAGACGGAAGAUCAAAAGAUUGCCUCACAGAAUAACACACUAAAGUGGCUGAAGGCGAAUGAACGUGAGCAAGGGGAGGAAUUUCAGUCGGAUCAAGUUCCUGAGGAGCGUUCGAAGCUCAUUAUUGAGCUAAAUAGUGAUACAACAAAGUUCCGAGACGACCUCAAAAGUGUAGUUUCGUACGAUUCAAUCUACCUGUCUUCGGAGACAAGUGAUCGACAAACCGUGAUAAAUGAGAGCUUGUGCGAUCCUCUGCCAGAAGUAACCAUAUCCUCAGGGGAUGGGACAAUCCACAUAACAGUGGAUGAUUAUGACGAAGUUUUGGGUCGCAAUCAGUACGUUGAUCCACGCAUAGCUGAUGACUUGGACACACUCUAUAGUCAAGUGAAUAAGUCAAAGCCCAAAAUUGUUGGGAUUGAACCAAAGGCAUCCGUUACGAAUCUCACAACAUUCUCGGACAUUUCAAAUCGCGGCACACUCGAACGUCUAACACUCCUCACGACGAAUCGCCUUCUCAACGACGCCAAAGCCAAUCGGGAUCUUCAGGGGAAACUCGUGGAGAAUCACUACUGCAGUCUUCCGGACAUUAACAUUGGCAAAUGCCUUCGAGCAUCCGAGAGGAUUGAUGCCAAAUUGCGCCUUUCGUGCGAUAUUGAGGAAGAGAAGACCAUCUACGACUCCAUAUCGCAUUUUGGUCGAGCGCACAAGCGUCUACGGCAGCGUGAAAAUUGCGAAGUGGUCGUUCUCAAUCCCAUUUCAAUUGAGGAGCAACCACGUGAGGCGCCGAGUAUUGAAGUUGAAACGCCAAUAAAGCAAGUUGAGGAUUCAGAUUCAACCAAUGAGUACCUAAGUCAGUUAGGUUUGGACAUUGAGACACAACAAAAUUCCCUGGACACCUUUUCAGCUGCAUCCGAUCAGGAGUGCUCAAUUGGCUUUAGUCAGCAAACAGCGUACGCCGUUAAUAUUGGUGGGAAGAAGGUGAUUGUGGAUGAAGUGGACAAGUUGCAUUUGCAAGAAGCCGAAGAUCGUCUUCAGGAUCGAAGUGUAAAACGGUCAAAUAGCCUGCGCGACAGCGAAGUCCUCAAGGGGAGUAUUGAAGAGAGGAAUUCAGAGAUAAAAAUCUUCAUAACUGAUACGAGUGGUGAGACAAAGGACGAAGGUGGGAAUUGCUGCAACUUCACACCUCCGAGUCCUCCGUCUCCAGUUAAGGAACUCCCCGAAGAAAGUCAAUCGUGUGACGUGGAGGAAAAUCAGGAAGCUAAAUCCCAGGACGCUCCUGAAAACAGUCCCGAAGAGGAAGUCUUCAAUGCACGCCCUAUAAAGGUUGUUGAUGAGGUGAAGUCACUUAAUGAUAGAAGCAACCAAAGCGCCAAAGAGGAUUGUUUAAAGUCAAAAGUACUCAACGGGAAGCGUCACGUAGACAUGCCACGACCACAGAUCCUCCACAUUGUUGAACCAACGAAGAAGAGCAAACCUUCGGUGUCGUUCAACCUGCAACCGCCAAAGGUUGACCCACCACCACCGCCUCCUCCUGAGCCAAAUCCAGAUGAAAUUCAGCAGGAAUUUCACGAUAAAGUCGACUCAAUUCGGUGCUACUGGUCAAAAUUGGCCACAUCCAGUGAAUCCGAUGAGCAACCCGACAAUGAGGCGCAAGCCAAAGAGAAUCAAAAUGACGUAGCCCCACUCACGUCCGUUGAGAACAUCGUUAAGACCAUUGAGGGUGAUGUGGGUGACAAGAAAGUCUUCAAUUCGGGCAAAUUCAACGGUGAGAAGAGUUUCUGUCCCACCGUUGAGAUCAUCGAGCUCGACGGGAAGACCCAAACGGCCGUCGUUAAAGCCAAAAGUGCGGAAAAUGAUUUUGAUCAUGUUCGAUAUAAAGUUAUGAAAUCCGACACAUUCCAAAAAAAUCUCCUCACUCAAUCGCGUCGUGAAGCACAAUUUGAUGGAUUAAUGCAAUACCUGCAAGACUACAGUUUUCAGUUUAAUCUGCAGGAAUUGCUGGCGAACAAUAAUGUGGUGAUUAUAGAGCCUGUACGCACGAAAAUUGAGAAAAUCAGCGAUAAACCCGUGAAACACCAUCGCCCGGCGUGUCGGAUAACAGGAGGUGCGGGCAAGGGAAAUGAAAAGGGUAAAAAUGGACUCAAGAGACAUUUCUUUUAUCACCCAGUUAGGGUAAACAAGGAAUUGAUUGAUGAGGAAUUGCCAACGCCAGACACAGUGAGAAAUGUACGAAAACUCUUUGAGGGUACAUUGCGUAUGCGUAAGGAGCAUCCAGCGGCUGGUAUGAAGGCAUCCCCGGCAAUUGGGGCAAAGCACACGGAUUGCCUGCGGAAGAAAACGCUGAGGUAUUUAGCAAUUGACACAUCAUACGACGAUGCAGCUGGCAGCAUUAGGAAAUGGGACUCUGCUAGUCUUUCAAGUGGCAUCUCCAGCGGUGAUCUGAGCUCCCCAUGCGAAUGUACCGCCACCACCGAGCACGGGGACACCCUCUUCACGGCCGACGGUCACAAAGUGAUCCACUAUUCCAGCGAAGAGAAUCUCUGCGACGAUGAACUUUGUGAUACACACUACGUAAGUCAGGAUGUCCUGGAAAAAAUUCGCGAACGUGGUUCAUCUGUCACAUACUACGGAGGACGUGUUGUGGAUAAGAAAUCAAACAUCAGCCCAAUGACAAAGGCCAUUAUGCAGGAAAUUAGGGGGUCACAAAUCAAAUGUGGGGCAUGUCAACCCCACAACUGCCCACAAACGGAGGAGCUUACGGCCAAAUUUCAGAGAUCAGACAACAAUUAUCUCGGAGUCAAAUUUAAGCUUGUAAAGUCAAAUAGUUGCAGCAGUCGCCUGGAGCUUGUGGGCACGGGGAAGCUCAACAGUACUUGUUCACCGAAUAAAAUUGCAUCCGUGGAACAGGAGAAAAUUCAGGAAAAUGGUUCCGAAGAGCAUUCACUCGAUGCGGAAACGGAACAAUCGGUGAGGACGAUAGUUGAGCGCCUGGAAACGGGUGCAAUUCACCAAAAACCCGUGCCACGGAUAAUCGAAUCGAAAUGCAUUGAGAAAAUUGGAAAUGACGACGCGAAGGGUGGCACGGGCGAUGGCACAACAAUGACCAUCAACAAUCAACUGACUGAGGGUGGAAAAAGCAGUGAGCAUCGGAGUCUUGGACCUGUUGAACUCAUCACUCAAGUCACCGUGAAUAAUCACAUAAGCUUCUGUAGCCCCCCGGCGGCCACACCAGCCGUCCAGGCGGCCCCACAUGCUGCCCGUGAGACGACAAAAAGUACCAAAGUGUGCCGCAAUAAGAACGUAGACUUAGCAUUUAGUAUGAGUAGUACGCAAAAGAGUCAGCCAACACCAAAGCCAACCAAGGACAAGGAGAAUAAUGCCAAGAAGGCAUCUCAGUCACUUGAGAAUUUAGUCAAUGGGCGCAAUGAGCAAACUUUUCGGGAUAUCAAGGGGAAUUCAUGUGAAUCCACCAAGGCGAAGAUAAUCUAUCACCAACAGAAAUCCAACUCAAUCGACAGUGAUGGUGGCCCACAGAGAAAUCCCAAAGUUGUCAUGAGGAGAUUCUCCGACCACAUCCUGUACGAUUCACAGAAGAACACCCCACAGAGUCAACCACCCGAUGUGAGCACCACACCACCCACUCAAUCACUCGGGAACAUCCAGCAGCCCCCAAUGCAGAAUAAGAUGGUUAAAUGGGGUACACUGAAUAAAUUUGAUGAGAAGAACUACGUCACGAAUGAUACGAAGCUGAAGCACAAGAAAAAGUACGACGAAAUGGAAUUUGAGGAAUUCGAAGUACUCGAUCCCAAUGGCGAAUGCUACGACAGCCUCAACAGUUGCAAAUGAAGCUGGAAAAUAUCUACAUUCUCUCCUAUCGCACAACAGUGUGAUUUAUCCUUCAAAGACCAGCGAAUUAAUUCAAUCAUCAUUAACAUCGUCCAUCAUCAAAUAAAAAUCUCUCCUUCUUCCAACUCAUUCCAACUUACAUCUCACAUAAAAAAAAUUUUUAAUUAAAUGUAGAAUUUAUCAUUAUAAGGUACAUAUUAUAUUGAAUAAAGUCAUGAAAAAUGAAACGAAAUGUAUCAGUAUUUCUCUUUCCCACUUUUAAAUCUAAUUUCUUAAGUUUAUUCCCCUAAAGAAAAAAAAACAUUUAAAGAAAAUCACAUUAGAAUAUUGAAUAGAAAUAUUUCGGUUGUGGUUUAUUGUUACACACACACAUAAUCCUAUUGCGCAAUUAAAAAAAAUAAAAGUUCAUUACUUUCAAAACAAAAAAAA